This is a messenger RNA of Cervus elaphus (red deer), 10552 nucleotides long. RefSeq lists its product as uncharacterized. The record is from RefSeq and is a predicted model, not a curated record. Bases 5009 to 6067 code for a protein of 352 amino acids. The transcript has 4 exons. NCBI's taxonomy places the organism in Eukaryota, Metazoa, Chordata, Mammalia, Artiodactyla, Cervidae.
UCGUGUCUGAUGAAAAGAAGAUAUAGAGAUGUGUCUCAGUGUACCAUUCUGCAAAGGGGCCUGGGGCCUCCCACCCUCCCUGGGGAGAGAACACACCCAAGUUACACGGCCCCCAGCCCCGCAGUCUAUUUGAGCUGUGCAGGGCCUGGGCGUCCGACAAGCCAAACAACUGUUUUUGAGUCACUGCAUUAUGGCAGCCAAAUGGAACUGCUUCCAUGGUCGGCUCUAGGAGGAGGGGUGGAGGGACACCUCCUCCUCCUUGAAGGGGAGGCUACUUGGCUGGAGUCAGGAGCGCAGCCUGCAGAGUGGGGGUGGGGGGCCUCUCUGGACCCGGGCUGAGGUCUGCCCCAGGCCGACAGGGUGCCCACUUCGGGGCUGCCAGGCUGGCUCUGGAUCGGCAGGGGUGGGGGGAGGAGGGCGGCUGCGUGGAGGGGUGUCUCUCCCUGCAGGCAUCGGCAGGCUGGAGCCAGCUGCUCUGGCCUUGGCAGGGCGAACACAGAGCAAGUCAGCACAGCCUCCGCAGUGCCAAGGCCGGGAGCAGGCUUGCGGCUCCCGUUCCGCUUCUGCGGGCGGGGCCUUUGUGCCCACCUGGCUUCCCCCUGGGCCUGGCCCUCCUGUACCCCCACAUUCUCUGACAGUGAUGGCUAAUUAGAGCUGAUGUCUACUGGGGCCCCCUUCUAUGUGACAAGCAAUGUGCAGAAUGUUUUCAUGUAUACUCAGUUGUUUAACACUCACAAGAUACUGCUCGCAUUUUAUGGAGAAGGUGAUGGAGGCACAGAGGAGUUAAGUGACUUACCAAAGGUCACACAGCCAGCAAGUAGUAGAUAGAGCUGACUCCAGAAGCCAUGCUUUUAACUUCUUCAUGAGACCACCUCCUGCAACCAAUAAUGACAGUGCCAACUGCAGCCCAUAGCCUCAGGUGUACAAGAGAGAACCUUUCCCUUAAAUCAAAGUAAAUCCAAGUAUAAUAUUCUUAGCCCUUUCCUCUUGUCACGAGCUGGCUGCCACAGCUCCAAGCAUCACGUUCUUACAGGAGGAUAGCAUCCAAAAGCAGAAGGGGAAGGGAUGGGGUCUCCUUUGCCAUUUUCUCUUUGGGGCAAGGGUGUUUUCCAGAAGAUCUUAGCAAAUUUGUCCACCUGUCCAAGUUGGGUCACAUGCUUAUCUGUAAUUGCAAGGUGCUGGGAAUACGAGUAUCUGACCUUUCCAGACUUCAUGCGUGGCAGGCUGUGCCAUCAGAAAAAGAGGCAGGUAGGAAUGGCUGGUGGGGAGCAGCCCAAUUGGCCUGAUCUUCAAGCAGGGGCUGCCACCUCCCUUUUACAGAUGAGGAAUGAGGCUCAGUGGCAGGAGCCUGGCCAGGGUCUGUGGACCCCGUGCUGGCAUCAAGCAUCUGGGCGGGGUGCUUCCUCUGCGUUCGUUUUAGAACUGUACCUCCAGCUGGGGGUCAGGCUCUGGCAGGCUGUAACAGGGCAUAUUUUUCUUUUGGGCGUCCUUGUGUGACUCAGGAAUGAACAUCUAGAAGGUUCUAAAUCACCCUGUACUGUACUGGAAGAGCUGUGUUACCCACACUCCUUUCUGUUUGCAAAUGCCACAAACCCAGUUCCAAAAGGAUGUUUGUGGACUCCUGUAACCAGUGAAGGGUGAAGCUGGCCCUCGGCACCCUUGGAUCCAGAGUCAUAGGUCCUUCCGCCUGUCUCCAUCCUCAGCUUUGCUCCCUCCCGUGUGGAAUGCGUCCUUGGGCAGGUUCUUCUCUCAGGUCAGAGAUGGCUAUGGUCAGUUCUAGGCUCGUAUCUAGUGACUCCAAAGAGGGCACAGAGAGGAAUUCCUGGGAAAUGUCCCAAGGAAGAUUCUGAUUGGCCCACCCUUGUGGAGGGGAAGGAGUGUGUUGGUGGACAGGGCCAGUGGGUCAGGGAGGGACAGAUGCUGGUUAGAUACAGUGAAAAAGUUGCUUACUGUAGAUGAGUGAGUGGAAGGACAGAGUGAUGGAAAGGUGAAGGGUGGAUGGGAGGAUGGAUGGAUGGAUAGAUGGACAGAUGAAUGGAGGCAUGAAUGUGCUGAUGGUUAACCAGAUAGAUGCUUAGAUGGACAGAUAGAUGGACCUAUAGCUGGAUGCAUGGUUGGAAUGGGAGAUGGCUGGCGGGCUGUAGCUCCCCCUCCGUCCCUAGAAGCUCCCAGGGUAGAGCUGCCUGUGUGAGUGAUAAUGAAGGCUCCAUUGGGUCUUCCACUCAGGCAGCUAACUGCUUAGCCCCUAAAGCCCUUCUAAACCUUCAGUUUCAUUUUUGUAGCAAGGUCAUUUCUGCUCCUUUCCCCUAUGAGUGUCUUUAAUAACACAUACUCUUCCCACAGCACAAAAGGAUGCCUUAGAAAACUUGAAAGAUUUAGAAACACUUGCAGAAGCACAUGGGGAGUCAUGGUCCUGGCCCGCAGGCCCCUUGACGCUGCCAGCGGGUAGGUGUCUGUGGCUCUUCUCUGACAGCUGCAGGUGCCAGUGCUCGGCGGCCCCUGUGCCUUGGUUUAGGGAGCGCCAGCCUCAUGGGGCCUGGUCCCAGCCAGACUUGCUUUUUGAUGAACAGUGGUGACCUUUUUGGCAGGAGAACCAGAAUCGAGGUGUGGGCUGUUCCCCCAUCUCUUUGGAGGUUGGUUUGUUGCUACAAGGCUACAGGGAGGCAGGCGUUUUUACAGCUUCUUCCUUGGGAGCUGCCUUCUCAACUCAGAACACGCAAAUUGCAGGAAGCCAUGAGUUGCUUCCUUGGGGGCACACUCUGAACGGCCAGCCCUCAUGUGAACGUGAAUGUUCUGCCCAUUUUCAUACCAGUCUGUUCCCCUCGGGCAGGCAGCUCGGACCACCCUGUCAGACACCCUCAGAGGGGCAGGCAGAUGGGGGUUAGGCGGUGGAUGGGCUCUGAGUGUCCAGAGCAGAGAGGGACAGGGUUGCUCCCCGGUGCUGCUUAGGGUGUGGGCUUGGGAGCAGAGUACCCGGGUCCUCAGUUGGGUCUGCUGCCGCUCAGGCCCUCACAAGGUCUGGCUGUGUUCCUGUGUGAGGCAUCAGGCAGGGAGAAGGCGGCCCUCUCCCCAUGCCCUGGGUUUUCCUUCUUAGGCCCUGCAGAAACAGCAGUGCCCUGCUCUCGGGUACCUGCGCUUCUGCCCAGAAUAUCUGCUGCUUUUCAUCAAACACGCGAGGCCUCCAGGAACACAGACACUCCAGGAGGCCUCCAUGACUCCAGCUGAAGAAAGCUCCUGUCCACCCUGGUUGCCUAUUCAGGAUAUCAGUCCUGUGUCUGUGUCCUUUCUGAUGUGGGUGGACGUAUGAGUGAUUCUGGGUUCCAGCGUGUGAUGCACUUGAGCAGGACUCCCACGGCUGGGCUUCUGGGUGUGUGGCCAUGGGUCAGAGCGGGUGGUGGGCAGGCAGAGGCAGGGGACUUGCGCUCUCUGGUCCCAGGGGUCUUUUGGGGGCUGCUGCCUGGCCUUGUCCUCGUCAAUGCAAUGCAUUGGGGAAGUAGGGUAGCAGCUUUCUCGCCCCAAGAAUCUGAGGAGCUACUUCCCUCCCUUGCAAAGCUGCUCACGAAGAUGAGGCGUCUGCCAAGCCACAUUUAUCAGCCAAUCAUUAAUUCAUUUCCUCAUUUUUUAUUAAUCAUGGCCCACCAGCCAGAGCUUUAGAUGGGGAUGAAAAGCACUGGGGAGGCACCAGGUUGACAGAAUUGCCACCCCAGCCAAGGAAAAGGGGAGCUGGAGCCCAGCUGGGGCCCUCCAGUGGGGGCUGCUCCACCUUUGGGGGCAUUUAGAAUGGCUCCAGGGGCCCUGUUUGUCUCCUCCCACCAGGGGGAACUGCUCUGACAGCCUUGUGCGCACACGUCUGUAUGUUUGCAUGUUUGUAUUCCUGUGUGCAUGCGUGUGGGGUGAGGGCGCACAUGGGAGGUGUGAGUGUGUGACGUGUGUGCACACAGAGCCCGUGUGCCUAGUGUGUGUUCUUGUGUGUGCGUCUGUGCACGCAGUGUAUGUGCGCAGUGUGCAUGGGUGGAGGCAGCAGGAACAGACAGACUGACAAGGAGUUUCUCUGGAUGAUUAAUGGCCUUUGGAAGGAGGCGCCGCGUCCAUCAGACGCUCCUGGCAGGUUCUGAGCUCGGCUGCACGCCUGCCUCCCGGCUGAACCAGCCCAGGUGAGGCCGUGUUCCCAGCCGGUGGCCCAGGGCUGGUGGGUCAGGUCCCUGAGGGAACAGAGAGCCCCCUCCAGGGCUGCUUUCAGCUUGGCCUGCCCCAGGUCCUUUCUGCCCUUGCCCCCCAUGCACAGUGUGGACCACCCGGUCAGCAACGCAGAAUGCUGCUCUAACCCCACCCUAGGGCGCCCACCCCCCAGGGAUUACUGUUCAGCAGGAUGAGGCCAGGGCCCAGGAAUCUGCAUUUUAACAAGUGUCAUGGGAGUGAUCCUGGAGGGCUGCAGACCACACUUUGUGUGUGACAAGGAAGGUGCCCCCGCCUCGGUGCUCACCCCUGUGCGUCCAUUCCGCCUGCCUUUUGUUUGCUGGGUGAGCCUAGGCAGGUCACUUUACCUCUCUAGGCCACUUGCUCAUUUUUAAUAGUCAUCCUGCCUCUUACUCGUUUUGGGAUCUUUCUGGGUCUCAACUUCUUCAUCUGUGCGGUGUUGGUAAUACUAGCCCAAGCCUCCUUGGGUUCUCAGGUUCUUGGGAGGAGUGAGUGAGUCAUUCCCGUGGGCAUCUAAGUGGCUGUCACUGUUGUUCCAUGCCCUGGAGCUGGGGUGUGUGGUUAGACAGGGCCAUGUGGCGCACAGUGGGUUCUCAGGGAAGCGAGCAUCUUUCUAAAUCCUAGUAAUAGUAUCUGAGCUUACCGAGCUUCCUACCACCUGUGGCUUGUGGCCUCCUCAUCCCCAGUUUACACACAAGAAAACCGAGGCUCGGAGAAAUCACAAGACUCAUCUGAGGUGAGUGGGCCCAGGAGGGUUUGAUCCCCAAACCCUUGGGAUAUUAUUUCUGCCCUUGGCCUUCAGGUGGGGGAGAUGGGUGAGGUUGAGGCUGCCGAGUCAUUAGCCCCCUCCACUCCCCCAGCGGCCCUGGGAACGCCAGGCCGGGCACGCGGGGCGGGCGGGGCUGGGAGGCGCUGGAGCCACAGCCGCCGGCAAAUCCAGCCCAGCUGGGGGAUUAGACCGCAUCUGGCUCGGUUUACACCAGAGAAACAAAGGCGGCUGCCGGCGCCUUUAUCUGGUACCCCGGGACCUCUGCCCAGCUGCCCCUGCCAGCGCUUCCCCAGGCCCCACACCCUCCUCCUCCUGCACAGCCUCCUGCAUCACGUGUACCCUGAGUGUGUCCGUCACCUCACCCUCGCACCAGGGGUCUCCAGUGUGAAACCAGAUACUCGUAGAUGGGCUGAGGGGGACUUCUGGACAGACUGGUGGACAGGGGCCACAGGCCGAUGGCCUAGCAUGGACAGAGGCUUGGAGAGCUUGAGUGGCUGCCUACUUGGGGGGCCUGUCCCAGUGAUUGGAAUCCUGAAAGGGGAGUUCAGAUUUGAAGUUGACAACGGGUUCCACCCUUCGGGGUUUGCCUUAUCCUGGAAGUCAUGGGGAGCCAUUGAAGAACUAUCGCCUCCCACAGAGGCAGUCAUCCAAGGGAGGUGCUGUUCUGUCCCCUGCCCUGCACAGCCAUGCCUCGCAGCCCUGGAGGGGAUGCUGUGGGAAGCUGGACCCCGGGCGGGCAGGCGGCAUCCUCAGAUGCCGGGAUUUCGUCAGCCUUGGCUCCCCGUUCUGUCGGUGGAAUCCCGGGCGCACGUCCUGGAAGGGGGCUCUGGAAGGCCCUCUGCUUGUCUUGGCCCCUCUGCCUGCUCCCCUUCGCCCCUUGCCCCCCGCACCUUCCCCGGCAGGGUUUGGGCAGAGACCCAGUGGGGGGAGGGCUCGGUGGGGGCGGGGGGGGGGUUGGGGGAGGGCCCUGCUGGGCUCUCCAGGUGGCCUGUUUGGAGCAGAAUCACUGCAGCCUGCUGGCGCCUGCUGCUCUCCCCCAUGCUGGCUCCACCCCUUCUUCCCAUUUUUUACUUUCUUUUAGUCAGUUCAUCUGACUCCUAAUGAAGACUUACUGUGUGCUGGCUGGUGAGACCUACCGAAGUAGGGCCGUAGGAGGGUGCCGUGACCAGAGUGGGCUCGUGGCAGACCACCCUUACUAGCGUGGAGAAGGGGGCGAGGUGUCUGAUCGGCCUACAUGAGGACAGAUGAAUAUUGAGUGAGGUACCAGGUGUGAGCAGAGUGGGCGUCGGUGCCCCCUGCCAUUCCCCUGAGGAUUUGGGUAGGGGUUUGGAGGGGGCGGGGAGAGGCAGGUGCUGGGAGAGCCAUGAGGAGGGACGUGGAUGCACCCCUAGCUGAGAAUUCCUGCUGAGCCUUUCCUCUUCUGAAGCCUCUCACUGGCUCCGGUCUCUUUCAGGGCCAGAAGUCUUGCCCUUGAACUCGGGCUGCAGCUCCAGGGAACUGCGGCUGGGAGAGGGGGAAGGGGCGUAGCUGGAAGGGCUCCUGCUGGGUCACUCUGUUCCCCUGAACACAGUUGGGGCAUCACCCAGGGUCUGUGAUUUUUUUUUUUUAAAGUUGUUUAGGUGCCUUAAAAAAAUUUUUUUUUCUUAACUGAGUAUAGUUGAUUUACACUGUUGUGUUACUUUCUGCUAUGCAGCAGAGUGACUCAGCUAUGCAUCUGUGUUCUUUUCCAUGAUGGUCCAUCACAGGACGCUGGAUGUGGUUCCCUGCGCUGCCCAGCAGGACCCUGUCAUUGCUCCGUUCUCUGUGUGAUGGUUUGUUCCCUCCCCGUUGCUCCCCCUCGGCGACCACAAAUCUGCCCUCUUGGCCUGUGAAUCUGUUUCUGUUUCAUCGAUGGGUUCAUUUGGGUCGCAUUUUAGAUUCCACACGUAGGUCUAUCAUGUGGAAUUUGUUUUUCUGACUUCCUGCACUGAGGAUGAUCAUCUCUAGUUGCAUGAUUUCGUUCUUUAUCAUGGCCAAGUAAUAUUCCACUGUGUGUAUACACCCUAUGUUCCUUGUCCCCUCAUCUGCUGACGGACACUUCGGUUGUUUCUGUGUCAGCUAUCAGGAGUAGGGCUGCACACCUGGAUGUGUGUGCAAGGCUGGAGUGUGGAUUCAAGGGUGAGCUGAAUCGCAGGCACGCUGACUCGAGAGGCCUCCCCCCGCCACGGGCCGCUGACCCUGAGAUGCACACCUGGGGAUGGUCGGCCUGGUGGGCGCACCUCCCAGACCCCAACACACUGCCUGGGAGCAGGAGGGGAUGAGGUGAAGACCAGGGGACCACUUUGUGUCCGGAACACCACUCUGGCCCAGAUGGCCAGCUCCACCGCAGUGCUGAGUGACCUGGUUGGCCGAUGAACCUUCCCUGGCUGCUGUUUCUUCCUGAAGGAUGGAUGCCAAAGGUGGCCCCUUCGUGAGGAAGUCUCCAGCUGGACUCAUUCACCUCACAUGACACUUAACACCAGUAUUUGUAUCAUUAUUUUAUUUAAAUAAGACCCCCUUGUCCUUAAGUAAAUUUGUUUUAAAAGAAUCAGUUCAGUCACUCAGUCGUGUCCGACUCUUUGUGACUCCAUGGACUGCAGCACGCCAGGCUGCCCUGUCCAUCACUAACUCCCGGAGUUUGCCCAAACUCAUGUCCAUCAAAUUGGUGAUGCCAUCCAACCGUCUCACCCUCUGUCAUCCCCUUCUCCUCCUGCCUUCAAUCUUUGUUUACCAGCGUCAGGGUCUUUUCAUCAAAACUGUGGCAGGCAGCUGUGGCCCUGGCUGGAUACUAAUGUUAUUGUUGUUUUUGGAGAAGGAGCUUGCUGACUGUGAUAAAAACUUCUUUUGGGCCCCUUUUGGUUGGAUUGUUGAGAUAAAGUUAUAUUCCUUAGUGUUUUAAGCAAGUUAACUUAAAUUUGUUAUGUAUCUAAUUCUUAAAAUAGUCCUUACCCAACAUUCCCAUUGCCAGUUAAUUGGGAGCUUUUUAUAUGCAUAUAUGCCAGAAUUGGUACAGAUUAGGGGCCUUGAAUAGAAAGAAGUUCCCUCCUCUGGCUGGAGGGAGAAGGUGGGACUGGAGCCCUCUGCCUUGGUGUCAGCCUUGUGCAGGCUGGCAGUUCCACUGACGGACCCUAGGUGGCGCCAGAACCCCAAAGUGCAGUAUCCCUCCGCUCCAGGAGUUCCUCACCAGGGAUCCUGAGUGCGCGUGGUGUGGGGGUGGGGGUGGCACGUCUGUGUAUGUGAGUGUGUGUGUGUGAGUUUUGUCUCUGGAUGUGCUGGCAGUGGUGGGUCAACGUGUGUGUGUACGUGGGCAUGUGUGCCUUUGUGUAUCUGUGUGUUUGUGUGUGGUUGUGAGUUUGAGGGAACCUGGAGCACCCUCUCCACCGGCGCGCCACACCCUUGCUGAGAGCAUGGUGUAUGUGGGUUGCAUGGACCGCCCCCCCCUCCCUGCCUGAGGCCCCAGCUGCAGGGACCCUGCCCGCCCCCGCCUGGCCCAUCCUCAGGAGAUGUGAUUAGCAGAUGUACAGGGCCAGGCCAUGAUUUAUGUUCCCGGUCGCCUAAUUAUUCCCAGCCCUGAAGGAGGAGAAAUAAAAUGCUUUGCAGGGCUGGGAACCCGAAAUCCCAGUGGGGGCUCCAGGACGCCAGGCCCACCCCACCCUCACCCCUAAAGGCCCCAGACCUCCCGCAGCCUGGAGAGGGGGCUGGGGGGGGGAGCAGCCAAGGGUACUGUGCCUGGAAGUGAUGAAAGGGGGGCUCUCUAGAGAGCAGACCUGGGUGGGGGACGUCUGUCAUCUCUUCUCAGUGCUGAAGGGGGAUGCGGGCCCACAGUGGUGCAUCCCCUGCUGACUGCGUGCCCUGAGGCAGCAUCCCGGUGCUCUUAGGAGGUUCCAGCCCUUGCCUUAGGGCCUGAGAGGUGCCUCCAGAUCUGAGCCCCGCUUCCUGUCUGACUUCAUCUUGUAGCCACCCCUACAUCCCCUGCACCGCGGCCUCCUCCCACUUCUCAGAUGUGUAAUUUCGUUCUCCUGCGGCUUUCGUGUCUUCUCAGGGCUGGUACCCCUUCACGCUGUCCACAGCCUUCCUUGGCCCCUGUCCUUUGGCAUUCGUCUCUGAGCACAGGUACCCUUGGCAUCAUGUGGGCAGGGUCCACAUCAGCCUGUCACGCCGUCCCCAGUGCCUGGACCCAUGCUGGUGGGUGGAGAGUGCUCAGUAAAUAUUUGUGGUUUGGUGGAGGACAGACAGAUGGUAAGCCUGCAGCCUUGCCGAGAGGCCCAGGCUCAGGGCAGAGGAUCUCAGGGCUUAGAAGCCAUGGGUCCCCGUGGCGGGGGGGGUGGGGCGGGGAGCGGCCUUGGAGACUGCUCAGGGUCUGGCGAGGCCUCAUCCUCGGAGGGGUGCUGGUCUCAGCUGGACACAUGGGUCCUCUGUCCCUCCUCUGGAAGCCUGGCUCAAGCCCUUGACCCCAGGGGGCUGUGUUUUGUCCCUAAGCCUCCAGCGGAGAAUUUGCCACUCCCAGAGGAGGUGCAGCAGGAUUCAGGAGCUCAGCUCUGACCUGGGGUCCCUGGCCUUGAGCACCAGGGGCUCCCUGGUGGCCUUGGGCAGGCCAGUCACUCAGCCCCUGUGUGUCCUUUCACACCUCUGUGUAAGUUGGUACAUGGGCUGUCCGUGUCCCGGGGACCUGAAGAGGGGAGGCAGGGAGGGGCUGGCCUGUGAUGGCUACAGGAGACGGCUGAUUCCAGCCUUCCUUUUCUGAACAGUGUCAGAAACCCACGGUGUGGUGUGCAGCCAGGUUGGACACGCGCUCGAACUCGAGGGCCCUCCUGUAGAAGGGUCUGGGUCCAUGCCAAGGUGGUGACUCUCAUCUUUUGGCUGUAGGAAUCCCUGGGGGAUAAAUCAGCCAGUGGCAUGUGGUUAGGGCCUGCUGCGGGCAGCCCUGGCCUUAGAAGGGCUUUCUUGGGGCCUUGCAGCCCUGCCCAUCUACCUGUGGGGCUGAGGACAGGCAGGCCUCUGGCUGGUGGGGUUGCAGGGGACCCUGAUGGGCAGGUGGGCCUGGGGCCCAGGAGCAUCACGCCCCCUCGCAGAGCUCACAGCACCCUCCCCCUUGGCUCUCUCCUGCGUGUCUUUGAGCCGGACUCUGUCUCCCCCUGCUUCUUGACUCUGUGACUGUCUCUGCCAUCCUCGCCACCUUUGUCUCCUUCUCUGUUUUGUCUCUUCCCCCUUUUCUGUCUCUCCUCUCCCUCACCUCUCUUUUCCUCUCCCUCCUCUUCCCCACGGCCCCCUCCCCUCCUGCCUGCGUGCUCUCUGAGCAGCUGUUACCUAAUAGGCUGUUAAUGAUGAUACAGUAAGUGGAAGGCAGAGUCCUGCGGGAGCCGCCAUGAUCUGUGUAAUUGGUCUCGACGGAGACAGAAGUAUCUAAUAUUUACACGCCAGCAUUAGUCCUUUGGGAGCCUUAUCUUGGCUGGAGCCAAGCUGGGAGAGGCGGUUCUGGCUGGUACCGUCUCCCCCGUCCGUACCUGCUCGGAAGGUCUUCGGUCGGUGUGACCUGCCCGCCUUGGGUGGGGACCAGGGCCUGGGCCG